UGAAUGGGCGGGGAGAGUUUCGCGGCAGCUUAAGAUUCCCAGUCACGCUGCCAUAGGAACGCAUUGUGGCGUUGCACACGCUAGCAGGACAAGCGAUCUGGAGAUCCCCCUGUUUUGAGGGCGUCUCGAGUUUUCUCUUCGGGGCUUUAUCCCUCUGCGGUGCCAGGGUUAACUCUGUACAGCGCUGUCCUCCUCUGCUUCAACUCACAGCCGCUCAUCAUCCAGAAUACACUUCGCUGCAUCUCAGGGCGACCAGCGGUGUGUUUAUGUCUUUAUUUUACGCAAACGGCGAGUACCUGGACGUCAGGAGCUGCGGAUGGGAAAGAGCUGUUGGACAGCUUUUGAAACCUGUGUGUGGGGAACUUAGCCUACGAGCUUGCAGUUUAGAGCCUGAGUGGCCAUACCCUUUUCAUGUCAGGGACACAGUCCUCUUGCAGUCGUUUAUGUCAUCCCCUCCUUUCGAGACAGAAGAUACCAAAAAUUGCCAGUUCAAGAUCUUUUCAUCUUGCUGAUAAAGCCUACAGCAAGCUAAAAUGUCUGUCAACGUCAACCGCAGCGUUUCAGACCAGUUCUACCGCUAUAAGAUGCCCCGUCUGAUCGCUAAGGUGGAAGGCAAAGGAAAUGGAAUCAAGACUGUCAUAGUCAACAUGGUUGAUGUUGCCAAGGCACUGAAUAGGCCUCCAACUUAUCCCACCAAGUUCUUUGGCUGUGAGUUGGGAGCCCAGACUCAGUUUGAUGCCAAGAAUGACCGCUACAUUGUCAAUGGAUCUCACGAGGCAAACAAACUGCAAGACAUGCUGGAUGGAUUCAUUCGCAAGUUUGUGCUGUGUCCUGAGUGUGACAAUCCAGAAACCGAUUUGCACAUCAAUCCCAAAAAGCAGACCAUAGGAAACUCCUGCAAGGCCUGUGGGUACCGAGGCAUGCUGGACACCAGACACAAAUUGUGCACCUUCAUUCUCAAAAAUCCACCUGAGAAUGACAGUGGAUCUGUCAAGAAGGAGAAAGAGAAAAAGAAUCGCAAGAAAGACAAAGAGAAUGGCUCAAGUGGUGGGGAGGCUGGAAAUAAUGACAUAGAUGCCCCUGAUGCUGUGGAUGGGGAUGAUGAUGAUGAAGACUGGGCAGAAGAGACCACAGAGGAGGCCCAGCGACGCCGCAUGGAGGAGAUCAGUGAGCAUGCUAAGGGCCUUACACUGAGUGAUGAUCUGGAGAAGACUCUGGAGGAGAGGGUCAACAUAUUCUACAACUUUGUGAAGCAAAAGAAGGAGGAGGGAGUGAUUGAUUCGGCUGAUAAGGAAAUCUUGGCUGAAGCAGAGCGGCUUGAGGUGAGGGCCAUGGGCCCACUGAUCCUGAGCGAGCUGCUGUUUGACGAGAACAUCCGUGAGCAGAUCAAGAAGUACAAACGACAUUUCCUCAGAUUCUGCCACAAUGAUAAAAAGGCUCAGAAGUACCUCUUGGGUGGUUUUGAAUGCCUGGUGAAACUGCAUCAGAGUCAGCUGCUGCCCCGCGUGUCCAUCGUUCUCAAAGACCUAUAUGAUGCAGACCUGCUGGAGGAGGAUGUCAUACUUGCAUGGGCUGAGAAGGUUUCUAAGAAGUAUGUCUCUAAAGAACUUGCUAAGGAGAUCCAUGCUAAGGCAGAGCCUUUUGUGAAAUGGCUGAAGGAGGCUGAGGAGGAGAGUGAGGGCAGUGAGGAAGAGGACGAGGAAGAUGAGGACAAUGUGGAGGUGGUGUAUUCAUCUUCUGCACGUGAGCUGAAGAUGGAAACAACAAAGCCAGAGAAGUCUGAAAAAGAAGAGGAGGACAUUGAUAUCGAUGCCAUUUAAAACCUUAAAUUUGCCUCUUGACAUUUUGCAAAGCUGCAGGUGGUCUGACGCAUGCCUUCAGAACAUUUUUGCUCUUCUCAGCUGUAGGCCUGAGUUAGUACAUUGCUAGAAAGCCUUUAGUCACUUCACAAGCCCUCUUGAUGAAUUGUUGCCAUUCUGUUUGUAUGCAUGAAUUCUUUUAGGUUGUAGGGCAGAAAAUACACUUAAUUUUUUUUUCUUUUUCCCCUUCCUUGUAUUUUUGCGACUAUUAAAGAAUGUUUGCCAGUGAAA
This is a messenger RNA of Colossoma macropomum (tambaqui), 2090 nucleotides long. It is a transcript of the gene eif5, whose product is annotated as eukaryotic translation initiation factor 5. The transcript is spliced from 12 exons. The record is from RefSeq and is a predicted model, not a curated record. Lineage: Eukaryota; Metazoa; Chordata; Actinopteri; Characiformes; Serrasalmidae. Gene Ontology annotation, molecular function: translation initiation factor activity; eukaryotic initiation factor eIF2 binding; GDP-dissociation inhibitor activity. Gene Ontology annotation, biological process: formation of translation preinitiation complex; translational initiation; formation of cytoplasmic translation initiation complex. Bases 534 to 1820 code for a protein of 428 amino acids. Gene Ontology annotation, cellular component: cytosol.